Messenger RNA from Suhomyces tanzawaensis NRRL Y-17324, 1059 nucleotides. It is a transcript of the gene THR1, whose product is annotated as homoserine kinase. The coding region runs from base 1 to 1059 and encodes 352 amino acids. The transcript has a single exon. The record is from RefSeq and is a predicted model, not a curated record. Gene Ontology annotation, biological process: L-threonine metabolic process. NCBI's taxonomy places the organism in Eukaryota, Fungi, Ascomycota, Pichiomycetes, Serinales, Debaryomycetaceae. Gene Ontology annotation, molecular function: homoserine kinase activity; ATP binding.
AUGUCCAAGUCGUUCCAGUUGAAAGUGCCCGCAUCAUCCGCCAACAUUGGCCCAGGCUUCGAUGUUUUGGGAAUCGGGUUGAACUUGUUCUUGGAGAUCAGCGUCAAUGUCGACCCAUCCAUAGACACUUCCAGCGACCCAUACAACGUCAAGCUCUCCUACGAGGGUGACCUUGCUGAAAACGUGCCCUUGAGCUCCGACAGAAACUUGGUGACCCAGACUGCGUUGUACGUGAUGAGAUGCAACGGCGUGGCCAGCUUCCCCAACGGGACCCACAUACACGUCAUAAACCCCAUUCCCUUGGGUCGAGGCUUGGGGUCCUCGGGAGCCGCUAUUGUCGGAGGAAUCAUGUUGGGUAACGAGAUCGGUGGAUUCAAGCUUUCCAAGGUCAGAAUGUUGGACUACUGCUUGUUGAUCGAGAGACACCCCGACAACAUAGCUGCUGCCAUGUUGGGGGGUUUCGUGGGAUCGUACUUGAACGAGCUCUCUUCCGAGGAAACCGAGGCCAAGAACUUGCCUUUGGAGUACGUGUUGCCCAAGGCCUCCACCCCCAAGGACAAGUACUUGUCCACACCUCCUCCUCAAAACAUUGGCCAGUACGUGCAGUACGGGUUCAGUACCAAGAUUAAGUGUGUGGCAGUGAUUCCUAACUUCGAGGUCAGCACUGAUGACUCCCGUGCGGUGUUGCCGGAGUCCUACAACAGACAGGACAUUGUGUACAACCUCCAGAGAAUCGCGGUAUUGACUACUGCUUUGACCCACGAGACCCCCAAUAACAGACUCAUUUACGAGGCCAUGAAGGACAAGAUCCACCAGCCCUACCGGUCCACCUUGAUUCCAGGCUUGGUCGAGGUGUUGUCCAGCAUCACCCCAGACACCCACCCUGGCUUGUGUGGCAUUUGCUUGUCGGGAGCAGGCCCCACUAUCUUGUGCUUGGCCACUGAAGGUUUUGAGGAAAUCGCAUCUAGUGUCAUGAAGCUCCUUGCUGGCGCAGGCGUGGAGUCUAGCUGGAAGUUGCUCACCUUGGCCUACGAUGGUGCUACCGUGGAGUAUCAAUAA